Messenger RNA from Naumovozyma dairenensis CBS 421, 1617 nucleotides. It is a transcript of the gene ATF2, whose product is annotated as alcohol O-acetyltransferase. Lineage: Eukaryota; Fungi; Ascomycota; Saccharomycetes; Saccharomycetales; Saccharomycetaceae. The record is from RefSeq and is a predicted model, not a curated record. Bases 1 to 1617 code for a protein of 538 amino acids. Gene Ontology annotation, molecular function: N-acetyltransferase activity. The transcript has a single exon.
AUGACAGCUACUGCAGUUGAGAUUGUACCAGUGCUUUUAGAGGAAAGCUUACCAGUCGAAGUUUCAACUAAAUUGAUUGAAAGAGGCCAUGCAAGACGUAUGGGUCAUUUAGAAAAUUAUUUUGCCCUAUUACAAAGACAAGAGUUAUAUACCAAUUUCCAGAUCUAUGGUGAGUUCAAUGAACCGGUUUCAGACUCUCAGUUGAGAGAAAGUUUAAGAGAAAUACUAUUCAAGCAUCCUAUUCUUGCUCAUACUAUUAUUCCAAAGGAUCAACCAGAUUUCAGAAAAUGGUACCAAAGUGAAAAGUAUUUAAAUACUCCAUAUCCCCUUCAUGAUUUCAUUAGAAUUUUACCUGAGUUGAAAUUGUCUGAUAUCUUAAUCAAUAAACAACAAGAAGAAUAUAGUGAUAUAUUACCAGGUAUCUUAAAUGAAUUUGAAUCUGAGAAGAAGAUCACAAGUUCACUCUUAUCCCGAGCUAGUUGUUUACGUGUCCCAAUAUAUGACCCUAAGAGACCUAAUUGGAGACUAUUAAGAUUAUCACCUAGACAAUUCAUCUAUGUUAGUAAUCAUUGUUGUUCCGAUGCUAUAAGUGGAGUAAAUCUAUUCCAAGAUAUUGCUGAACAUCUUUCUUCCUCCUCCACUUCCUCUUCUUUUCCGCGAGAAGACGAUAAGAAUGAUAAUAACACUAUUUUCAAUUAUAAUUCAGAUUGGAAAUUUUUCAAUAAAUUGUAUGAUCCAAUCACUGAUAAAAUCGAAUAUAGACCAAAAGUAAAGGCAUUACCUAAAUUUGCAUGUUCCAUUUUUGUUAAGAGUUAUUUAAGUUAUUUCAAUUGGAAUGGGUUACCAACGAUGAGAGUAGAUCAACCGUUACCAUUACUUCAUAAACAAUUUCAAUUCCAACUAUUAGAAUUUACUAAUGAGGAAUUGAAUACCAUCAGAGAUAAAAUUAAGACGAUGGGAUGUACUUUCACUCCAUUUUUACAAGCUUGUUGGUUCAUCGCCAUGUAUAAGUGUGGUAAAGUUUUCAAUUUGAAAUCUUGGAAAGAAUGGGCCAUUGAUAUUGCUGUUCCAAGUAGUUCUAGACGGUUUUUAAUUGAGGAAGAUGAUAAUUCUUUGAAGGAAAUGUAUAAAUAUGGAUCUAAUGUUGGUGGAUUCCAUUAUAGUUAUUUGAUUUCUUCGUUUAAUAUUGAUCGUUCUGAAAAUGAUAAAUUUUUCGAAUUAGUUCAAUAUUAUCAGGACGGAUAUAGUAAAUCAUAUGAAAAUGGAGAUCAUUUGAUUGGGUUGGGUAUUAUGAUGAUGGAUGGGAUUGUUCAAAGGAAAAAUAUUGACAAAAUGAUUAAAGAUGAUUAUUUAAACCAAACGCGUGCUGGCGUGUUAUUUAGUAAUGCAGGUUUUUUUCCACAAGAUGAAUCAAAGAAGUACCAUGUUACUGAUUUAGUCUUUAAUCAAGCUCAAGGUUCUAUGAAAUUUUCGUUUGGGUUAAAUAUUGCUUCUACGAAUGUUAAUGGGUUAAAAAUAUCUGUUAAUGUGGCUGAAGGUACAUUUGAUGAAACGGCUGACUUCGCUCAUUUAUGUAAUGAAUUCAAGGCUAACAUAGUCUCCUUUGGUGGUCUAUGA